Dermatophagoides pteronyssinus (European house dust mite) is the source of this 1395-nucleotide messenger RNA. It is a transcript of the gene tzn, whose product is annotated as hydroxyacylglutathione hydrolase tenzing norgay. The record is from RefSeq and is a predicted model, not a curated record. NCBI's taxonomy places the organism in Eukaryota, Metazoa, Arthropoda, Arachnida, Sarcoptiformes, Pyroglyphidae. Gene Ontology annotation, molecular function: hydroxyacylglutathione hydrolase activity.
CGAUUGUGAGCGAUGCUUUGUCAAUGUGUGUUUGCGUGUGUGUGUCUGAAUUGUUUCCUUUUUCCUUCUUUUCGUAUGGUGUGUGUUGUUGCUUUAUUGUAUCGCGUGUUCGGUCAAUUUGUUUAUGAAUUUGAUUAAACAACCAGUUUGAACAAAACGAAACAAAAAGCAGUAAACGAAAAUGGUUAGUACCAAGAAAACACGUGGAGAUAAAAAAAGCAAAUCCGCUUUAAAUGAAGUUAUUACCCGUGAAUAUACUGUUCAUCUGCAUAAACGAUUACAUGGCGUUGGCUUUAAGAAACGUGCACCGCGUGCCAUCAAAGAGAUCAGAAAAUUUGCACAAAAACAAAUGGCAACCGAAGAUGUCCGUAUUGAUAUUCGAUUAAAUAAAUUUAUUUGGUCACAAGGUAUCAGAAAUGUACCGUUUCGUGUUCGUGUACGUUUAGCCAGACGUCGUAAUGAAGAUGAAGAUUCUGUACAUAAAUUGUACACAUUGGUUACAUUGGUUCCCAUCAUACUUUGGGCAGCUAGGUCCAUAUUUCGUAAUCGUUUUCAUAAUCAAACGAUUUGUCAUCAAGAGAAUACAAUGGAUGUACAUAUUAUAUCGGCAUUAGUAGAUAAUUAUAUGUAUCUAAUUGUGGAUAAACAAAGUGGUGAUGCAGCGGUUGUUGAUCCAGUUGAACCGGAUAAAGUUGUUGAAUUGAUACGAUCAAUGAAAAAUCUAAAUCUUCGUACCAUAUUAACUACACAUCAUCAUUGGGAUCAUGCUGGUGGUAAUAAUAAAAUGUUACAAUUAAUACCCGGUUUAACUGUGGUUGGUGGUGAAGAUCGUGUUGAUGGUGUUGAUCAUAUCGUUAAAAAUGGUGAUAAAUUAUCAUUAGGUCGUCUUAAUAUUGAAUGUCUUCAUACACCAUGUCAUACACGUGGUCAUAUUUGUUAUAAAAUUUCAUGCGAUAAUGAUAUUUCCGUUUUUACUGGAGAUACAUUAUUCAUUGGUGGUUGUGGUAAAUUUUUCGAAGGUACUGCUAAACAAAUGUAUGAUGCAUUGAUUACUAUUCUUGGCUCAUUACCCGAUCAUUCCAAAAUCUAUUGUGGUCAUGAAUAUACAUUGAGUAAUCUAAAAUUUGCCAAACAAGUUGAACCGAAUAAUCAUGAUAUUGAUGAAAAGAUUCGUUUUGCUGAAGAAUGUCGUCAACAAAAUCGACCAACAAUACCAUCGACCAUUGGUGAUGAACGACGAUAUAAUCCAUUUAUGCGUGUAGAAGUAACAUCCGUACAACAACAUGUAAAGAAAGAUGAUCCAAUCGAAGUGAUGGCCGCUCUUCGAAAUGAAAAGAAUAAUUUCAAAUCAAAAUAAUUUCUCCACUAUAAUAAUGAUUGAUUUCAUUUUUAAAA